Messenger RNA from Penicillium digitatum Pd1, 861 nucleotides. The record is from RefSeq and is a predicted model, not a curated record. NCBI's taxonomy places the organism in Eukaryota, Fungi, Ascomycota, Eurotiomycetes, Eurotiales, Aspergillaceae.
AUGGCAUCAUUCAACCCGUUCGCUAGACGCGAAACUCAUAGCGCCAACUCGCUGAACACUUACCGGGUCCUUGUACCCCUCACCUGGGCUCUGAUGGUGGUGGUCGGGAUCUACCACUCCGUUCACUCACCUGACGAUACUAAGGGCAAGAAGCUUUGGAAGCAGGCUAAUAAGCAUAAUACGCCUUUCAGCCAGAACACAACUGUGACUGGAGUUUUCUGGAUCGUUCUUCUCCUAUCUCAGCUCAGCUAUGUCUGGCACCUCUUUUCCAAGAACAAUGUCCUCGUCACGGCAGCGGCCAACGUCGCCACCCACUUCAUUCUGAACAACCUCUUCCUCGCCGCUUGGAUCCUCCUCUGGACUCGUAACCACUUCUGGGGCGCAGAGAUCAUCCUCAUUGCCCAUUUGAUCAAUCAGACGGUGACCUAUUGGCGUCACCGCGGCCUGCCAGCAUUCGUGCACCUGCCCGCCGUCGCUGGUCCUUAUGCUUGGACACUGACUGCGCUGUUCUGGAAUGGCGCGGUCGCUGUUCACAGCCAUAACCUGCCUGGUCGGAUCCUUGCUAAUAUCUUUAUUUGGGUGAUUCUCGCGAUUGGACUGUUUGAUAUCGUUCUCCGGGAGGAUUACAUCCUUGGGUACUGUUUGAGCUGGUUGACGCUGUCACUCGCACUCAGACAAAUCGCUAUCAAGAUCAUUGCGCUGCAGUGGAUCUUUGCUUUUACUGUCUUUGCCGUGUUGUUGGUCGUCUCUCUUUACAUCUCCACGACCAAGUACACUGGUCGCGACAGCCUCUUCCGUCGCGUUGCUCAUCCUGAGUCGGCAGACCGAGAGAGAGAGCCACUGCUCCGUGAGGGAGUGUGA